Salvia splendens (bonfire salvia) is the source of this 1540-nucleotide messenger RNA. Its product is annotated as probable glycosyltransferase At5g03795. Bases 108 to 1460 code for a protein of 450 amino acids. Gene Ontology annotation, molecular function: glycosyltransferase activity. The record is from RefSeq and is a predicted model, not a curated record. The transcript has 4 exons. NCBI's taxonomy places the organism in Eukaryota, Viridiplantae, Streptophyta, Magnoliopsida, Lamiales, Lamiaceae.
GUGUAGCGAAGAAAUAGAAGGUUGUUGCACCUAGAGCACAUGACUGCUGUUUGCUUCCAUUUAAUGUUGUUGAGAUUAGAGGAAAAAGAGGAGAAGAGAAAACAAACAUGGCGGAUCCUUCAUCCUCUUCUUCUUCUCCCAAAUUCGUUUAUUUUGUAGUGAUUCCGUUAAUCAUGCUCUCCGCGCUUGUGCUUAUAUUCAACCACAAGCCUUCUUCCUCCUUUUCCUUCCUAUUGCCGCCCCAACCUCUCUCUCCCACCUCCGCCGCCCCGCCUCCAGUAGUUGAGAGCAAGAGAAAAUAUGGCGAUUUAGAUAUGGUGGAGGCCAGUUUAGCAAAAGCUCGAGCUAACAUCCACGAAGCUCGAACGAACAACGAGUCAUCAUACGACGCUGACUACAUCCCACACGGCCCACUCUACAGAAAUCCCAAUGCUUUCCACAGGAGCUACUUGGAAAUGGAGAAAACGUUGAAGAUUUACAUAUACGAAGAGGGAGACCCUCCGCUGUACCACUACGGCAACAGCCUCGGUAUCCUCGGUAUUGAAGGCAUCAUUCUUCAUCAAAUCGAAAUCUCCAGCUUCCGAACCACAGACCCUCUCAGGGCCCACCUCUUCUUCCUCCCGAUCAGCUUCCAGUCCAUCUCCAACUACGCUUAUGUCGUACACAACCGCGCUUGGUAUCCCUUGCAGAACAUCGCCAGAGACUACGUCAACCUCAUCUCCACGCGCCACCCUUUCUGGAACCGCUCUCUCGGCCGCGACCACUUCAUCGUCGGCUGCCAUGAUUGGACGCCGAAAAUUUCUAUUGGUGCGGAAAAUCUGUACAAGAACUCGAUCAGGGUCCUCUGCAAUGCCAACACCUCAGAAGGGUUCAAGCCGGGGACGGAUGUGUCAAUGCCGGAGAUACACCUACCCGAAGGCACCACGGACGGGCUGAUUGGAGGGCCACCAGCAGAGGAGCGCUCUGUUCUAGUUUUCUAUGCGGGAGGGAUCCACGGCUACAUCAGGCAGGUCCUGAUGGAGCAGUGGAGGAACAAGGACCCCGAGGUUCAAGUCCACGAGUAUCUCCCCGAGAACAUGUCCUACUACGGCAUGUUCAGGAGGAGUAAGUACUGUGUCUGUCCCAGUGGAUGGGAGGUGGCCAGCCCUAGAAUGGUGGAGGCCAUCUACAUGGGCUGCAUUCCGGUGCUGCUCAAGGACCACUACGCCAAGCCAUUCGACGAUGUUUUGGAGUGGACUAAGUUUGCAGUUGAGGUUGAGGUGAAGGAGAUUGCAAACUUGAAGAAGAUAUUGAUGGCUGUACCUCGAGAACAAUAUUUGGAGAUGCAGAGGAAUGGUGUGAGAGUGAGGCGCCAUUUCGAGGUUAACUUCCCUCCUAAACGCUAUGAUGUGUUUCACAUGAUUCUGCAUUCUGUGUGGCUUAGAAGAAUCAAUGUACAACUCCAUCAACCACAUAUUUGACCAAUUCCAUCAUAUUGUAUGCAUCUCUCUUUCUUCUACUACUAGUAUAUUUUUUCACAACUAUACAUAUGUGAUCUGAA